Molecule: messenger RNA, 1542 nt
Organism: Alternaria alternata
Lineage: Eukaryota; Fungi; Ascomycota; Dothideomycetes; Pleosporales; Pleosporaceae
Product: urease accessory protein ureG
Exons: 3
Coding region: 294-1079 (261 amino acids)
Molecular function (GO): GTPase activity; nickel cation binding
Source: RefSeq, a predicted model, not a curated record
CCUCGGUUCAGGGACGCCUUCGUCGAGUCGUGGCGCGCUACGGUAAUGACAAUCAUCUUCGCAUUGAGUUGGUCUUUAAUACGGUCGUCGAGAUUUGUUUAUGCAAAAGGCGUAUCGUCCACUGUCAGCCUAUAAUCGGUGUUAUUGAUUGAAGCUUCGCUACCAGGGUCGCGCCGAAUCGAACCCCACGUCUCUCGUCGCGUCUGCCCCACCAUGGAGAACCUCAAGCUCUCCUCUUGCUUGCUGGCACACUCUCUGCCAAUCGACAGUCACAAUCCUGGUUCAAUAUAACAAUGUCCCACAGCCACUCACAUGAAGGCGCGUCGCAUUCGCACGCUGCCGCAGAUCACGGUCAUACACAUGAGAUCCUCGAUGGACCAGGAAGCUACCUGGGGCGCGAGCUGCCCAUAAUUGAAGGAAGAGACUGGGAAGACCGAUCUUUCACCAUUGGAAUUGGAGGGCCCGUAGGCUCCGGAAAGACGGCGCUCAUGCUAGCCCUCUGCAAACACCUCCGAACGCGAUUCUCUAUAGCUGCAGUAACAAACGAUAUCUUCACCCGAGAAGACUGCGAGUUUCUGACCAAGAACAAUGCCUUGCCCGCUGAGCGUAUUGUCGCUGUCGAAACAGGAGGUUGCCCCCAUGCCGCUGUGCGCGAAGACAUCUCCGUCAACCUCAUGACCCUCACAAACCUACACCAGAAGUUCAACACCGACCUCCUCCUCAUCGAGUCCGGCGGCGACAACCUCGCUGCAAACUACUCGCGCGAACUUGCUGACUUCAUCAUAUAUGUCAUCGAUGUAUCGGGCGGUGACAAGAUUCCCAGGAAGGGUGGACCAGGCAUCACGCAAUCAGACCUGCUGGUUGUGAACAAGAUCGACCUCGCCGAGGCUGUCGGCGCCGACCUGGACGUCAUGGAUCGGGAUAGCAGAAGAAUGCGCGAGGGUGGCCCUACCAUCUUCGCUGUGGUCAAGAGGGACGAGGGUGUGGAUGCUAUUGUCGACUUGAUCCUGUCUGCAUGGAAGGCUUCAGGUGCAGGCCAGGCAAGGAAGGACAAGUUCGAGCCUACGCUGAUGGAAUAGAGUCAAGAGACGAUCCCAAGGAUCCGUUGAAUCUUGCACUUAGAUUUACUCAAUGCUAUCCAUAUAUGCCAGAGACCGGCGCACUGUUAUGCGGCGUCGUUAUGACCAUCCCUGCUCGUACAAAAGCAAAGGACAGUGCUGACUUGGAAGGUUACUCACUUCACCAUGUACGCAAGGCUGGGUUUUCAAGGAUUCUAUUUGGUUCCCUCACAUUAUCCUCUAUAGUCAAAUCUCGACCAUAUCAUACCACCCUCAGCAGUGGAAGAUGCUGUUGACAGCGCUCAGGAAAGACAGGAAACCCAUGCCAUAAGAUCAUGUCCGAAAGAACAGACUGUAUCAUUCAAUACCACCAGCUUGCCGCUCAGGUAAACUUAGGAUAUGAUUUGUCCUGCGUCCAGACUUCAGCACCUUUUUUGAACGCGAGAUCAUCUUUACUCUCAGAUUCAGCGUCAGGGAAUUCGCU